This is a messenger RNA of Parnassius mnemosyne (clouded apollo), 447 nucleotides long. Lineage: Eukaryota; Metazoa; Arthropoda; Insecta; Lepidoptera; Papilionidae. The record is from the annotation of a GenBank genome assembly.
UUGAUAAUUUUAUUAGGGUUACUACUGGGAGUUUUGUACUGCAUCCAUAUUCUUGUGCAGGAUUACCAGGCAGUCACAGCACCAAGACUUCUACGCCUUCUUUUCAAAAGAGAUGUUUCUUCCCACCAGCAUGAUAGACCUAACGUUAGAUGGAGAAAAAUUUUAAUGUAUGAUAGAAUACAAUGCGCCCGCUUUCUCUAUUGUGAACUCGGAACGCGGCCGCUAGACGAAGAAAUACGCAGAGGUUUCAUAUUAAUGCUGAGCUUAGAGCCACGGGAAGAAGAUAGAUCGUCCUUAGACAUUUUUAAACAAGCAUACGAAUACGGUCAACAUUCUCAUGGUGGUGAUAAUUACUGCAGUAAAAAUUAUCCAAUGUGUCCGUUCCAGAGUUCUUUACUUAUUGAUCUCAUCAAGUAUUUGCUACGUCAUCAUUAUGCCAUUGAAUAA